GUUUGUAACCUCAAAAACUUUGUUGGCUCAGAAGAGUAUUGAUACUUUUCCUUUAGAAUUUUUUCUUCUAAAACUACAAUGGCAACGUGUAAAAUUAAGGAAGUCAUUCCUUUGAGUCCCGAUACAAAUAAUCCGACAAUCGCUUACUUCGAGCACGGUGAUAUUCUUCCGGAGGGAGCCAAAAGCUUCAAUUGUCGCUAUGCCGAAAAUGUGGACGACAAUUCAAGUUUGGCACUUGCCACAACGGAUACUAACGUUUAUUUCGGGAAAAUAGAUCACGGUUUCGCCACUGACUUGCAACGGACAUUUAUUGCAAUCAGGAAUGAAACAACGAAUAAGAUUCGACUGGUCGAGGUGAAUCAGUGUACCAUGCUGAGCCAGCAUUUCGAUCGCUAUACCUCGUCAACGGGUCAAAUAACUGGCCGCAAUUUACAAGACAUACAUAAGAUGUCGCUGGAUACAUUCGGCAGUAAACGAGCGAAACGGAUGUUUGGUCAGAAGGCGAAAAACAAUUACAAUCCCGAUCUGGAACCGGAAGUGGAAGACGAAUUCGACAAGAAAAGAAUGAUGGGCGAACUGUUGUUGAAAUCGCGACUACUGAAAGUCAACAAAAUUGUGACAAAAAUUAGCGAAAUUUAUCAACUGGAUGGCCUAAUUGACAUGUCACUGCUGAGCCGGAUGGACGAUGAAGCGCUUGCUGUUUUAAAUAUCGAGGACUUUUCGAAAGACUUUAAAAUUCCAUUCAUCGUCGAGGCUCUGGAUGCGAUCAAGAGAUCCAAAGAACCGGAUUCCAGUCACAAUUUGAGAAAGGUAAAAGUUUGCAUCUACCUGGACGCACUGAUCAAUUUCCUGUCUGGCAUCAAGAAGCGCAACAACAUGAAACGGGAGGAUUUUUCGUUCGUAACAACGAAAGUCGAAGGGUCCGGUCACAUCCAUCGUCCGUGUUGAACAUGGUCGCAAUCGAACAAGAGGAAAUCGUCGUUAGUCGUUGCGGUAUUUGGCUGGGAUGCGCACAAUAUUGGAAUGUGAAAUUCUCACAUCGUAACGUGUUAUCACAGGACGGAACGGAAAGAAAUUAGGAAAAAAAAGUUUCUGUUUCAAAACUCACCCGUCAUCACCUGAGGACAGAAAAU
Molecule: messenger RNA, 1133 nt
Organism: Bradysia coprophila
Lineage: Eukaryota; Metazoa; Arthropoda; Insecta; Diptera; Sciaridae
Biological process (GO): DNA-templated transcription
Molecular function (GO): DNA binding
Source: RefSeq, a predicted model, not a curated record